ACGAUCCACUUGCGGCCCAUCAUAGCGGGAAUCAAAUCACAGGAUGCAGGACCUCUCUGUUGAUCUCAGUAUUCUUAUCCAGAGAAUCGAAGUCUCUCUGGCAUCGCUCAUCCAGGUCUACAAUCUCGUAUUUAUUAUCACCAAGCUUGUGCCUCCUUCGGGCCGUACCACUUUCAACGUCGCCGUUCUGUCGGUUUCUCUGAUCGUCACAGCCAUGUUCGUCGUCGAGUUCUUUGAGGUGGAGCCGCACAUGUACUAUCUGAACAACAUUAAUGCCGAUGUUAUGGUAAGAAAGCAGCCACAUGAUGUUUGCGAUUCCGACCUUUAUCCGCUUUUGCACCAGCCCGUCCUCGAGCUCGGACUGGCGGGCCUCACGCGCUGAUCUCAACAACCCCUUCAGUUCUCGGUCCUUAUCAAGUUCUCCCAAACGU
Messenger RNA from Polychytrium aggregatum, 431 nucleotides. RefSeq lists its product as uncharacterized. The record is from RefSeq and is a predicted model, not a curated record. Lineage: Eukaryota; Fungi; Chytridiomycota; Chytridiomycetes; Polychytriales. The transcript is spliced from 2 exons. Bases 44 to 382 code for a protein of 112 amino acids.